Cyphellophora attinorum is the source of this 1668-nucleotide messenger RNA. RefSeq lists its product as uncharacterized. Gene Ontology annotation, molecular function: peroxidase activity; heme binding. The record is from RefSeq and is a predicted model, not a curated record. NCBI's taxonomy places the organism in Eukaryota, Fungi, Ascomycota, Eurotiomycetes, Chaetothyriales, Cyphellophoraceae. The coding region runs from base 1 to 1668 and encodes 555 amino acids. The transcript is spliced from 2 exons. Gene Ontology annotation, biological process: response to oxidative stress.
AUGGCUUCAAACCACGAACACUCCUCUGUGGAGGCUAAUGGAGACGCCAAAGCGCAGCACCGUAUGUCUAUCAAAUACGAUGCUACUCGGGUGCAGUAUGGCUGCCACAGCAGACCCCUUCGAGGCCUGAUGUCGACACCCAAAUCGGUCACUUUCGAGGGGCGCUUUGGUCGUAUGUUUCCCCACUGCCUGUCACCCGCAUCCUUCGGCACUACCGAUACUGCCAGCCGUCAGGCACUGGAGGUGCUCGCCAUCAAGAUGGUCCCACCGGAGGGCGAUCCGCCAAAAGAUGGAGCAGAUUCUGAGGAGAGUGCAAUACCUGCUCUUUACACCUACCUGGGCCAGUUCGUUGACCAUGACAUCACGUUUGAUCCCGUCACAACUUUCCAAUGUCACUUCGAUCCAGACGGCCUCACUGACUUCCGCACGCCUGCUCUUGAUCUUGACAAUCUCUAUGGUCGAGGACCCAGCGAUCAGCCGUAUCUGUACGACUUCGAAGGCAGCAAGGGUACCAAGUUUCUGCUGGGCGAGCACAUCAAGAACAAAUUCGACAAAAAGCAGCGCGACCUUCAGCGCAAUGCUCAAGGGCGUGCAUUGAUUGGCGACCCACGCAAUGACGAGAACAGCAUUAUCUCCCAGUUUCACGCCGUUAUGCUGAGGUUCCAUAACAAAGUCGUCGACAAGAACCCGCACCUGGACAACAGUGCCGGCUUCCCCGAGCUUCAGCGCAUUGUUCGCUGGCACUACCAAUGGGUCGUGGUCCACGACUUUCUCGAGCGUAUCAUUCAACCAAAGGUCCUGGAAGGACUCAAGACAGGCGACUUCUACGACAAGAGCAAGCUCAAGUUCUACAAGCCCAAGCACCAGGCCUUCAUGCCGGUAGAGUACUCCGCCGCAGCGUACCGCUUGGGCCAUUCGAUGGUCCGCCCUGGCUAUCGCAUGAACGACGACGACGCCUUGCCCUUCUCCAUCUUCCCGGACCUUAGUGACACUUCACCGGACUCGAAUUUUGGCCUGACAGGAUUCCGCAAGAUUGAAGCCGAUCGCGCCAUUGAUUGGGCGCGCUUCAUCGACAUCGAGCUGCGCCCAGCCGGGAAAGCAGAAGCGAAUGAAGCCGAGCGCAAGAAACGCCUGCAACUGGCCUAUCGCAUUGACGUUUCCGUCGUGAAGCCGUUGUCUACCCUCCCGAAAGUCGUCGCUGAAGACAGCCCCAAUCCCUCCCGCACCGCAACCUCCUGCGCGGCUACCUCCUCGGUCUCCCCAGCGGCCAGGCCGUCGCGCGUGCAAUGGGACGAUGCCAUCCCCACCGAAGCCGAACCCAAUCCCAAAAACAAAUUGAAGUCCAUCAGCGAAAUACCGGAACUCGCUAUUUUCAAGGACAACACGCCGCUCUGGACGUACAUCCUCGCCGAAGCCGCCCUAUAUACCAAAGAGAAUCCCGUCGCUACUUCAGACAAGGGGAUCGUCAAUGUCAGAAGCCCGAAACUGGGUCACGUGGGUGGCAGGAUCGUGGCGGAGACGAUUCUGGGCAUGCUGUUUGCGGACAAGAGUUCAUUUCUGUAUGCUAAUCCAACGUGGACUCCCACUAUCACGGAACGAGCUCUGCCGGGUACGGAGAAGGAGGUUUUCAAAUUGCGAGAUCUUGUGGCUUAUGCAAUCCGUGAUUGA